This is a messenger RNA of Arabidopsis lyrata subsp. lyrata, 1288 nucleotides long. Its product is annotated as E3 ubiquitin-protein ligase MARCH2. NCBI's taxonomy places the organism in Eukaryota, Viridiplantae, Streptophyta, Magnoliopsida, Brassicales, Brassicaceae. The transcript is spliced from 6 exons. Bases 315 to 1067 code for a protein of 250 amino acids. The record is from RefSeq and is a predicted model, not a curated record. Gene Ontology annotation, molecular function: zinc ion binding.
GUUAUUGAUCCCAAUCAAUCAAUCUUCUUUUGCUUCUUCUCUCUCAAACCUCAAAAGUUCAUCUUCGUCUCUGUAUUCCCCACAUAAUAGUGAUGAAUCGAGACUAACAAAAUUCAAUUCCCAUCACUCUGAUUCGCAGCCGUAGUUUACCAAUUUCUUUUACUUGCAAGCAAUGGCUUGUCUUGGAAGAAAUUUCUCGAGAAUUGGUUGAGUUCGUGUAAGUAUCGAUUUUUCCCCUGCGAAACCCUAGAUCGAGUUUUCUGAUGCUGUGUUGAAUUCUUUCGCAUUCACAGAAAUUUUAGUAUGUUUAAGAGAUGCAAUUAGUGCCUAGUGAUGAUGAUGAUGAUAGGAAGGAACGUAUUUUUUUGGACGAAUCAACAUCCUCGAACGAAAUCGUAGCUGCGGAAAGAGGAGAUCGUGUUGUGGAGGAAGGACAAGUUUCAGAAAUAGCUGAGACUGAUGAUGACGAAACUACUCUUCUUGUUUCUGGAGAUCAACCACAAUGUCGAAUUUGCCUUGAUGUUGGAGGGGAAGAUCUGAUUGCUCCGUGCAAUUGUAAAGGUACUCAGAAGCACGUUCACAGAUCUUGCCUUGAUAAUUGGCGUUCCACCAAGGAAGGUUUUGCAUUUUCGCAUUGUACAGAGUGUAGAGCCUUCUUCAAACUCAGAGCCAAUGUACCUGCUGAUAGAUGGUGGUUGAGAUUGAGAUUUCAGCUGCUGGUUGCUAGGGAUCAUGCGUUCAUCUUCAUUUCUGUCCAGACGAUUGUAGCAUUCUUGGGGUUACUAGUUUACAAGUUCUACGGUGAAGAACUACGAGAAAUGUUUGGUUAUGAGGAACAUCCUUAUGGGUUCUACACAUUGGCUGUUUUGGCCAUUGUCUUGGUAGGACUGCUAUACGGAUUCUUCAUCGCCAUAAUAUGUGGUCAAAAGAUCAACGAGCGGCAUUACCAUGUUCUCGCCAAACAAGAACUCACAAAGGAAUAUAUAGUGGAAGACCGCGACUGCAAGAAUGUUCCUGAGCUUGACCAGAGUCAUGUGAUGGAACUCAAAAUGUUGGGACUUUAUUGAACAUAUAGUACAAGGAAAGAGCUUGUUGGAUCUUUACUUUUCAUGUCACCUGUAAAUUAUAUUCUUCAUUGAUUUAUAUGGUUGUUUCAACGGACGAUUGUGUCAUCGCCAAGUGGUUUUUUGAUUUUUUUUCUAUGUAUCUUUUGAUGAAAAUGUUUAUCUGUAAGAGUAUACACAUCAGACGCAAAUUGGUUUCCAAAGUAAAGUAUCGAUGAUCAAUC